UCCACUCUCUCGCCGACCCGCCGGCCCGGGGAGGGUGGGGAUCCGGGGUGGGGGAGGGGCGGGGUCCGGGACCUUAGGCAGACGCCACUCUUCGGGUCCUGAGUGGGCGGCGGGAGGUCCUUAUAGCUUAUGACCUCGCCUUGGGCUCCAUGUGAAGCCGAGUUCUUCCCCCGCAUGUCCAGACUAGUCUCGCUUAUCCCAGGCUAGACCUUCCUUCCCUCCAAGCACCCUUCUCGCAGGCCUUCAUCCCAUGGGCUGAACUUGGGCCCCUGCCUCGGUCCCAGGGCCCAAGCUAGGACCGUGGUUUUCACUCCUGUGGCCCAGUCUAGGCCCCUUUCCCCAAACUCUUCUCUCCAUGGCCCCAGCCUGCGCCUCGACGAUCCCUUUCCAGUGAACUCAGCCUAGGUUUGUUUCCUCCACCCUGAUGGACUCUCCUCUCCGUGGUCCUCAAGUCUGCCCUCUCUAUUCCGACUGUGUUCCCCUCCUGCACCUCCCUACCCCCAGCUCCCCCCCACCCCCGGCCCUAGCGGUCCCCUUCCCCCGACUUCUCACGACUUAAACCUAGCCUGCGUCAGCCCUGCGCUGCUCUUACCCUCACCCUCCCAUCUAGACCCUGCUUGCUCGGUGUCCUGCUCCUAACCCAGGUGUCCCCUCCCCUGUUCCUAGGAGGCUCUUCCUUGGCAGCCUCUGGUGAGCGGGGGAGAGCCCCAACCAGGGUGGGGGUAGUCCGGGUGCUGUGCCUUUCCUAGGCUUGCCCCUUUCUGGGGAGGCCGCUUAGGUUCGGUGUGAGUGAACAAGCGAGCAAGGGAGAGAAGGGCGGCAUCUGUGUGCCCGGAAGGCAGAGCAGGGCAUUUCCCUUGGGAGGCCCUAGAGCAGCUAAUACAGCGCGUAUUUAGGGGUGCCCUGCCUGAGUCGGGGAGCAGAGUGCUGACGGUGGGUAAGCCAAGUGGACAGGGGUGAACUCACAAUCGCUCUUGUGAGGCCACAGCCUUGGGGCUGGGGGACACCAAGCUCAGCAGCCCAUCCUUCAGCCUGGACAUGAUGCAUCCUAGCAGGCGCAGCCUUCCUUUCCCCCUGAACUGUCAGCUUGUAAGGGUUGGAACUGCUGAUUAUGGAGGUGCCGCUGAUCAGAGCGAUCAGCAGCUGGACUGCGCCUUGGACCUGAUGAGGCGCCUGCCUCCACAGCAGAUUGAGAAAAACCUCAGCGAUCUGAUCGACCUGGUCCCCAGUCUGUGUGAAGAUCUCCUGUCUUCUGUUGACCAGCCCCUGAAAAUUGCCAGAGACAAGGUGGUGGGCAAGGACUACCUUUUGUGUGACUACAACAGAGACGGGGACUCCUAUAGGUCACCAUGGAGUAACAAGUAUGACCCUCCUUUGGAAGAUGGGGCCAUGCCAUCUGCUCGGCUCAGAAAGCUGGAGGUAGAGGCCAACAAUGCCUUCGACCAAUACCGAGACCUGUAUUUUGAAGGUGGUGUCUCAUCAGUCUACCUCUGGGAUCUCGAUCAUGGCUUUGCUGGAGUGAUCCUCAUAAAGAAGGCUGGGGAUGGAUCAAAGAAGAUCAAAGGCUGCUGGGAUUCCAUCCACGUGGUGGAAGUGCAGGAGAAGUCCAGUGGCCGUACUGCCCAUUACAAGUUGACCUCCACAGUGAUGCUAUGGCUGCAAACCAACAAAUCCGGCUCAGGCACCAUGAACCUGGGAGGCAGCCUAACCAGACAGAUGGAGAAGGACGAAACUGUGAGUGACUGUUCCCCACACAUAGCCAACAUUGGGCGCCUGGUGGAGGACAUGGAAAACAAAAUCAGAAGCACGCUGAAUGAGAUCUACUUUGGAAAAACAAAGGACAUCGUCAACGGGCUGAGGUCUGUGCAGACGUUUGCAGACAAAUCAAAGCAGGAAGCCCUUAAGAAUGACCUGGUGGAAGCCUUGAAGAGAAAGCAGCAGUGUUAAAGACCUGCUUCACGCUAACCGGACACGCCAUGCACUCGUUAGGUUCCUUUCUUUAGAAAACUCGUUUUCUGCUCCUUUUCCCUCUUCCUUUCCCUCCCUGACGGUCACAUAACAGUUUGCAUCGACCACGCAGCGCCAUCUCUCCCCCAAAAUAAAGUCCAAUAACCACCCUCUGGCUCCAAGGCCUGCUUCCCACGACGUUUCCAUAGAGACCGUGUGGCUUUGUUCGCCUGUCCCCUUCCUUCCCUUGCCCGUUUGUAGGCACAGGCGCACUGUCUGACAUCCUCCCUCCGUCUUUUUGUUACAUUGGUGUAAAAAAUGUAAAACAAAAAAAUUUUAUGAACUAACUGGUGUGUGAAAGAAGGGAAACUGGAGCUCUGAUCCGUGUGUGUUUGGGGGUUGCUUGGAGCCGGGGGCCGGGGGACAGGGGACAGCUAUGGAGGAAGGAGACAUGUCCUCAGCACUGUCCUGCGCAGAGCAGGUGUGCCCUUGUCCCAAGGAGACCGCGGUGGGGGUGGGGGCGGGGCUGGCGACCGCUGCUCUCUGGCCAGGUGCUUUUCUGUCAAAUUUUUAUGGAAUGCAAAAGGAGUUUUUUGUUUUAUUUUGUUUUUUGUAAAGCUUAAACAGACAAAAAAAAUCUACAUCUUCUACUUGAGCCUCCAUACUUAAAAAAAAAAAAGGAAAAAAAGAACAAAAAAAAUAAAUAAAAAGAAACUGGGACACAA
This is a messenger RNA of Rattus norvegicus (Norway rat), 2672 nucleotides long. Lineage: Eukaryota; Metazoa; Chordata; Mammalia; Rodentia; Muridae. The record is from RefSeq and is a predicted model, not a curated record.